GUGGUCUAUUUGUGCGAUCGUGUCAUUUAGUUGAAAUCAAAAGUAUUUUCGCAAAAUCAAGAAAAAUUUCAAACAAACACAAUACAACCUCUGCAUUUAUAUUAUUUAGUCGCCUUAAAUUACUUAACCUAGAAAACUAUAAUGUUGCGUUGUAAGCAUAUUCUGCUCGGCCUUGCGGUCACACUAUGUUGUGCCGCCAGCUUUGCACAGUAUUCGUCGAAUAUGUUCCUCAAUGGUGAAUACCAGAAUGGCAUUAAGGCGAAUCCAAGCAAAACGAACGCAAUAAAUCGGGCAACAAAUAUCUUUUUGGAGCAUGCAAUUAUCAGUCGGCAGGCAUCACCGUUCCAAGGACCCACGUAUUUACCACCUGUGGAGAUUCUAAAAUGCUCCGCUGGCAAACAAUGUGUUUUGCAGGGACAAUGCUUGGAUGGCUACUUUUCGAACCCAUCGUCGAAGGCACAAAAUUGUAAGACAACAACACACACCUGCUGCAUAUACCGCCCACCACCACCGCCACCAACAACAACUGAACGUCCUUACGACGUUUGCGCAAAGGAUUACGACUGUGUGCCAACACGUUACUGCAAUAACGGUGAAAUCGAUUCGGCUGAUUAUGUACAAAAGGGCAAGAGCGAUCGUUGUUAUUCCCCUGAUGUUUGCUGUCGCAUACCUUCCACCACACUCACCGAUGAUGGUUAUGUACUGCGAACUCCAACAGUGAAAUUCAACAUUCCUUCCACAAAUCGACCCGUUCAAUAUCCAUCUACACAACAACAGUUCUCUUCGCCACGUUUGCCAGCAACGACGCCACAACGUGAAUAUUUGCCACCAAGUACAUAUCCAACCACACCAAAACCCCAAACUCCACGCAAUGAAUAUCUACCACCCACACCAGCUACACCCCCACGUCAAGUAUACACACCAUCUUCCUACAAGCCAGUUCCAAUCCCAAGUAGGGCGCCUCCAGCACCACAACCACAACCACGUCCGCAACCGCAGCCUCUGCAACCUCGUCCACAACCACAACCACAGCAGCCUUUGCAACCACGUCCACAACCACAACCACAGCAGCCUUUGCAACCACGUCCUCAACCUCAGCCACAGCCGCAACCACGUCCCCAACCACAACCUGCUCCAAGACCACAAAAUGAAUACUUACCGCCACGCUCUGAAAAUCUACCGGGCGACUAUCAUGUCACUCAACCAUCGAAUACUGUCACCCAAACUGUGACGGCAUCACCACCAAGAGUACCACAGCCUACGCCCCCACAGCGCGGUGAAGACAUUCUUUCGCUACCACUUGACAACCGUCAACACUUAUCGAAAUGUGCCUCGGCUUUGGAAUGCACACCGGAGAACUUCUGCAACAGCAUCGGCGUGAUAACCGAUCAGCCAGUCGACAUUAGUCCUGCAGAAGCCACUUUCCGCGUUCCUCUCACCGAUUGUCUGCUUGAUAACGGCGCACCAGGCAAAUGCUGUCGUGACGCCAACUACGUUGAUCCAUGGCCUAUCAAUUUGGCCGGUGUAUGCGCCGCCAGAAAUAGGAAUACCAAACCCCAAGGUAUUCAAGAUAUUGACGCCAACUUCGGUGAAAUUCCAUGGCAAGCAAUGAUCCUCAAGGAAUCAACUAAGACUCUACUCGGUGGUGGUGCAAUUAUUGGCGACCAAAUCGUCUUGACAGCAGCGUCCGUGGUUAAAGGUGUAUCGCCAAAUGACGUGAAAGUUAAGGGUGGUGAAUGGGAGUUGGGACGUGAUAGCGAGCCGCUGCCCUUCCAAAUAGUCGGUGUUAGGUCUAUUGAUAUACAUCCUGAAUAUAAUCCUUCAACCGGUUCGAAUGACAUGGCCGUAUUACGUUUGGACAAGAGAAUUGAAUUCGCUCAACACGUGAAACCCAUUUGCGUUACCAAUGAAGAUCCCAAGCCGAAUGAGAAGUGUAUUACCACUGGCUGGGGUAAACAAGCGAUUGAAUCUCACGAGGAGGGCGCCGUCAUGCACGUCUCGGACACAAUAGCACAAUCGCGCGCAGAUUGCGGUGCUGACGACAGCAGCGUUUGCAGUGCCGUGGUACACGAUCCAUGCCUAUUUGAUGUUGGCAGCGCUUUGGCCUGCGGCAGCGGUUCCAGUGUCAUGCUCAAGGGUAUAUACGCCGCCGAAAAUGCCUGUGGAGAUGGUCAAACUGUACGCUUCUCGAAACCCGAUCUCAAAUGGGUUAACGGUUUCUUUACACUACAAAACAAAGACAAACUGCUCAAGAAGCGACGUGUGUAAAAAGU
Bactrocera latifrons is the source of this 2273-nucleotide messenger RNA. It is a transcript of the gene scaf, whose product is annotated as serine protease Hayan. Gene Ontology annotation, biological process: proteolysis. The transcript has 7 exons. The coding region runs from base 142 to 2268 and encodes 708 amino acids. The record is from RefSeq and is a predicted model, not a curated record. NCBI's taxonomy places the organism in Eukaryota, Metazoa, Arthropoda, Insecta, Diptera, Tephritidae. Gene Ontology annotation, molecular function: serine-type endopeptidase activity.